Molecule: messenger RNA, 1519 nt
Organism: Saprolegnia diclina VS20
Lineage: Eukaryota; Oomycota; Saprolegniomycetes; Saprolegniales; Saprolegniaceae
Exons: 1
Coding region: 23-1465 (480 amino acids)
Source: RefSeq, a predicted model, not a curated record
GGUCGUUGGUUGCUGCUGUUGGAUGACUUUUGCGUGGUGGCGUCAUGGACUGGAAGAUGCAAGGCAGGGGAAAGGGCGGUUGAAGCCUGUCUCGAUCUUCUUCGUCGUUGUUGGCAGUGACUUUGCAUUCGACUCCGUGUCGCACAGAUAUACGAUGGUGGCUCACUACGACGAGAUGCCCAACAAGAAGCCGCGCGUCGACAGAGACAUUGUGUCGUCCUUGCUCUCGCUCCGGACGCACGCGCCGCUCCCGAGCCUCGCAACCACCGUCCACCGCCUCCCCGCGCUCCGCCCGCAGCCGCCAUCGCUCCACAAGCCGCUUUUGGUCCAACUCCAGGAGCGACAGAAGGGCCCAAUGCCGCUCCCAUCGCCCUCUGACGUCCGCGCGCUGCAGGCCGACCCGCGCGUCCGGCAGGCCAUCGAGCGCUUGAAGGAGCACCAAAAAACCCACCGCACGGACCUCUCGCUCCUCUCGCGCGAAACGGUAGCGAUCAUCGAGUCGCUCGCCGCGUCGGACCCGGUCGCGGACGAUGACGGGUCGGCCAGCGUCUCGAGCAGCGCGUCAUCGUCUCGCGUCCAGUCGACGGACGGCUCGACGAUCGGUGACGACGGGUCCAGCAGCGGGAAGCGGCGGCGGCUCAACGACGGGCGCCGGCUGCGCGGCCUCGGCGAGCACACGAUCCCGCUCGAAGCGCCGGUCAAAACGUCGUUUGCGACCAGCUGGGCGCAGCGCAAGCACAACUUUGAGCUCGUCCAGCUCAAGCGGGACAUUGAGCGAUGCCGGAAAGAGUACUUGAGCUACCUCCGCACGCGCCUUAGCCGCUGCAUUGCGACCAACGGAGAGCGCCAAUUGAACCCGACCGACGACGUGCUUGGGCGGCGUAUCGAGCUGCGCGUCGCGUCCAUGGCCUACCUCUUCCAAUCGCGCGUCAUGUACCCGUGCGGCGUCGGCGCCUUCGCCGACACCCACGCGCUUACGCACAACGCGUUCGACCGGAGCAUCCGCGACGUCGCCGCGCUCUUCCGGGCCGCCGCCGCCUGCGUCCGCAUCGACCACUCGACUAUCGAGCAGUGCCGGCCCAUGAACGACCACACGAUUGCGUUCCACACGGUUUUUUGGGUCACGAUCACGGACGCGACCAAGCUCCCGGCGCUGCUCCGCGACGACGUGCGCGGCCUCUGCGGGCAUUUUGAGGCCCGCGGACAGCUCCGUCUCCAGGCCGUGCUUACGUGCGCAUACAAGACGUUCGACAUCACCGAGAUUGACAUUCGCAUCGACGUGGCCGACGCCCUCGAGAGCUACAAACCACCGACGACGCGCGACGACGCAGGCAGCAUGCACGCCAAGCUACUUCUGCAGCACCAAGUCGGCGCCAACCGCACGCCAGCGAUCGAUACCACGCGGCCGCCUGCCUUGCGCCCGAUGCCACGCGUCGUCAUGGUCCCGUUCCAGGUUCUGCCAUAGACUGUAUAGAAAGCGCUAAGUUAAUCUCGUGCCAGAUACGAGUACUACACCACA